CCAUUCCGUUUAGUAGAUGUAUUUUGGUUCCAGUUUUAUAAAUUGUGACGAGAGGCUUUGGUUUGGUUGAGUCGCAAACAGCCUGACGAACUUCGUGUUGGGCUUCAAUCUAUACCAACGCAAGGAGGAAAUAGCGAAGUGUUUUUCUGGCUAGUUGUCGUCAAGUAGUUAUCUGUCGUCUGUGAGUUUGGGUGAAUAUCAUUGACUGAUUAGCGGUAGCGUUAAAACGGUUGAUUUGGCUUUGCUUCCAACGGUCGGCAGAAACUAUCUAAGGGGGGAAAAACGAUGUUACAUUAGCUUGCUGGCUUAGUAGCCUCUUCGUAUGCGCUUAUAAAGUUAGUUAGCUAGCGUUAACUUAACUCUGCGGUGAUACCUAGACGUGUAUUCAAUACGGGUUUAUAUAUCUAGGAAAAUAAUAAGGAGCUAGCACAGUAAAACGUUUCGAGGUAGGUCAAAUAUGCUUGUUAGUUAUUACUGAGGAGGAAUUUCCUUGCUAAUUCAGGCCAUCGUUGUCAGCUAACGUCAGCUACCUGCCUGAAACACUGGUCUUUGGCAAAAUCAUGGCAGAUGAAAACACACAGUUCUGUGGCAAUUGCAAACAUGACAUCCCUGAGGCCAAUUUUACAACCCACGAGAUUCACUGCAGAAGAAAUAUUUCUCUGUGUGAUGUGUGCCAGGAGCCAGUUCCCAGAUCAGACCUGCAGGAUCACAAGCAGCAGGAACAUACACAGAUUACCUGCAAGUGUGGUUUGAAGAUUGAGAAGAAUAAUUUGGAUGCCCACCAGAGCUCUGAAUGCUCUCAGCGGAUGGUUCCAUGCCAGUACUGCGAACUGGAGCUUGUCUUCAGUCAGUCCAAAGACCAUGAGGAUUAUUGUGGAACGCGCACUGAGCCUUGUCCCUACUGCAAGUGCAAUGUGAUGCUGCGAGAACAAGCCACACAUCCAGCCUUAUGUGGAAGCCUCACACCGCCCCAAGAAAGAAACAACAGUAGGAUGGGUCGAAGUCCAGGGGACCCCCAGUCGGGGGCAUGGCUGGAAGCUCAUUCCAUUCGAAACCCCCUGAGAACCCAAGAGAGAGGCCCAAAAAAUAAUAACAUCAGUGCAGCAGAGCAGCAGGUCUUUCCCCGACCUUCAGUUUAUAAUACUUCAAGGGGAUUUCGGCCCUUAGGAGACUGGAGAAAUAUUUCACCACAGAAUCCUUUUAGCAGCUUGCUGGGGCAGAGUGAUUUUCUGCACAGCAGAAGCGGCAGCACAUGGGCACAUACUGAGCACACUCUGGAUGAUGAUUCAUCUGGCCUGGACUACAUGCUGGCUCUCAGCCUGCAGACUGAUGGGGACUCGGGGGCCGGAGGUGUCGAGGGCAACAUGUGGAGCGAUAUCUGGGAUCACAAGAUUGGAAAAUCUAACACUUCUCUGUCCAACAAUAACUACCCAGACUUCACUGUUGGAUCGAGUACAAGCGCAGUGCAGGACCAUGAUCAAAAAGAUGCAAUGCUGCCUUGUGAAUUUUGCGAAGAGCUGUUUCCAGAAGACGACCUUAUUUUACAUCAGACUGGAUGCAGUCCUGCUUCGGCCUUUGCGUCUUUCAGCAAACAGCCCUCAUCUCCACCUAAAGACGACAGGACCAGCAGGAGUACUUCAGGGCUGAUGCACAGCCUUCCUGACACACUCGCUUCUAAUAUCCCCACCUUCCCGCAGUCAGUCUCCCCAGCUUCUUACAGUCCUCCAGCCAGUCCACUAGAGGGCGAUGUGGUCAUACCAUGUGAAUUUUGUGGCGUUGCUCUGGAAGAGGCUGUAGUCUUUCACCAUCAGGACAAAUGUGAUAUGCGCCCCCAGAGUGCUCACCCUCUGAAUAACGUAACAAAAGCAUCGGUCAAAAAGCCACUAAGCCCUGGUAGAGAAGCCUUUGGGCCGCCGUCCCCAGAGUUUCAGAGGAGAAUAAGGCACCAAGCAGACUUCUUGGAUGAGGACUUUGGAUUUGACAGGGAAACACCAUCAGGGCAAAACCAAAGGGGAUGGCAGAAAAGCUGCAUCGGCCAACCGAAUCAAAGGAAGACGUCAAACUUUGAUGUUUCGGUUAAGAACAGACCUCAGCAGGGCGGAGAAGCAGAAGGGGCUCACUUGUCUUUCUGUGACACAGACAAGAAUGCAUCUUUAAAGGGACUUCAUUAUCCAGAAAACAAAGAAGGAAGAGGUAACAGAAGGAAUCAAGUAUCAAAGUUACCCAAGAAGCAAAAUGAAGAGCAGGAGGAAGAGUGAGAGCUGAGACUGGUGCAGAAAUGGAAAAACCAAAUCUUCUACUCUUCUGCUUUUCGUGUAACUUUUUGCACUUUUUGAAACUUAAUGAAACAUAUAGCUAUCUGCUAAGUGCCUGUGUGAGUGUUCGGAUUUUAAAGUUUAUAUCUUGAGGAAUUUUACUCUUAGAGUGCCCCUAUUAUGCUUCUUUGUAGCUUUGUAAUUUUUAUUUUAGGAGACUGCUACAGUAAGCUUACAUGCCUUAAUGUUCAAAACUACAAUUUUCUCAAACUGUAUACUUGUGAAAUCUUCAUAAGCUCCCAUUUAAGCUACUCUCAUUUUAAGAACCCCCGUUGCACAAAACCCUGCUCUGAUUGGUCAGCUGGCAUGAAAGUAAGGACAACUCUGAUUAUAUACUUAAGAUAGUCCAGAAUAGAAAGAAUUUUGAUUACUUCUAACUUUUUGUGAUUAGUUUACAUGUAAAUAUAAAUGAAAUCACAGCACAGCCAUUAUCUCUUGCUUAUCUGAACCAUCAUGAUGUGGCUGUUCUAACAUCAAGAUUAUAGGAGUGCAGAACUCUGCCUCCUCAGAUAUCAGGGGUGCAUGAAGACUCCUGCAUACCUUCUUUCAGUCAGCAGAACAUUUGGCAUGCUUUGCUCUAAACUAAGAUAUUUUAGAAUGAGCAGAAAUGACUCUACUGUGGAAAUCAUGGCAGACUGUGAGGCAGCUGCUCGUUCUUUGUUUGAGGGAGUGCCAGUCAUGUGGCAUUAUAGGAGUGCGGUGAAUAGUGAUCUAGAACGAGUUCAGGAGCAGUGUUUUCUGGGGGGUGUAACUCCUUAUGGACUUUAUGCUGGCUACGCUAUAAAGUUAUAGCGUUACCUGUUCAUUAGCAAAGUCCUGUUAGGAAGCCACGAGCUGAUCUGUAAAACUGCACACUCACUGGCUAGCAACUUCUGAUUGACAAGAUGCUGGCAGAUGACUCUGGCAAGGAGCAUAAUUUAUAAAAUGAACUUCAUGUUUUAUCAGUAUGAGCUGAAGCUAGAUACUGAGCCCAUAAAUACUCCUCAGGGUAGGUAUCCCGAGGUCACAGAGCCAUUAUUCACAUACAGAUUAUAUGCGUAACACACUAAAGGAUAGGGAAAAAACCUACAAAGUAUAAUAGGGGCACUUAAAAGUCUGUUUGGUUUAUUCUUACAUAUUCUACUUUAUAUCAGAUGUUUUAUGGCUAACAUGAAGCCUUCACUAUAAAUGCUAAGAUGGACUUAAUUUAUACUGAAUAUAAGGUUUUCUUUUUUUCUUUUUCCUUUUUUGAACCAUAAAAAUCACAUCUUGGUUUAUGAAGAAAACUGUGUGUGUGUCAAGGGCAGACACCUGACCCCAACAGUGUGCAUUUGUUAGACUUUAUAUUUCGUUUGUUACUCGAGCCUGUUAUUGUUACGUUUAAUUUUUUUUUUUUGUAACCACUAUUUGCCGUUUCUUCGUCUUUCUAUAACCUAAAGCACUUUGAUAGAUUUUACAUUUAGUUAAAAGGGCUUGAGGAACAAUAUGAUUUCUACAUCUUUGACCAAGAGAAGAUUUUCCGGUUCGAUUGAAAACUUGUCUUUUUAUACUGUUAAACUUUUGUCUUUAAUAAUUUGUUUGUAACUACUCAGUAAUGUUUUCAUUUGUAUUUAAAUACCCUCAUAUCUCAGAUCAUAUAGAAUUCAUAUAGAAAGCCUAUAGAAUUAUAUUUGUGGUGUUAUAAGAUGUUUUCUAAUAUUUUAUGAAGUAGUGUUAAAAGUUUUCUAUGUUUCUCCUCUAAGUAGUUAGGAUAGAUAGGAUGUAUUUUGUGUGUAACAUAGGGCCUGCUAUAGAAAUUCAUCAAAGCUAGAAAGUCUCAGAUAAUGAGGUCUGCACAUUUUGCCUUUGUGAUCAAAAAGCCCAAGUAGACAGCAGCAGCUCAUGAGCGAAAUCACCUUGUGUGUUGUUUUUGUUGGAUUUUAGGCUGACAUGCUGUUUAAGAACAGCUGUCUUGAUGCUCUUUGUCUUGUGUAGUUAUUAAAAGUUUUAAGGCGCACAUUGAUAGGUUUGUGACCGGUGUUUGUAUUUUCUUUUCCAUAUACAUCACAUGAAUAAACCUGGUUGUAACAAAGUG
This is a messenger RNA of Oreochromis aureus, 4368 nucleotides long. RefSeq names its product TRAF-type zinc finger domain containing 1 (gene trafd1). The record is from RefSeq and is a predicted model, not a curated record. The transcript is spliced from 12 exons. Bases 561 to 2258 code for a protein of 565 amino acids. NCBI's taxonomy places the organism in Eukaryota, Metazoa, Chordata, Actinopteri, Cichliformes, Cichlidae. Gene Ontology annotation, molecular function: zinc ion binding.